Messenger RNA from Pygocentrus nattereri (red-bellied piranha), 1738 nucleotides. Its product is annotated as immune-associated nucleotide-binding protein 13-like. The record is from RefSeq and is a predicted model, not a curated record. NCBI's taxonomy places the organism in Eukaryota, Metazoa, Chordata, Actinopteri, Characiformes, Serrasalmidae. Gene Ontology annotation, molecular function: ATP hydrolysis activity; GTP binding. The transcript is spliced from 3 exons. Bases 215 to 1738 code for a protein of 507 amino acids.
GACCUUCUCUGGCAGACUUUGUGAAUGUCAGGUGAAGCUCCCGGAGCUCUGCUAAUAAAACUGCUGGUACUUCAACUUAAUGCAUAUGGUCUGUUAUCUUGAUCCUUGUAACCAGAUUCAAUGAACACGUGAGUGCUGUCAAGUGAGGGAUAGUAGAGCGCACUCAACAAAGCAAAACAGAUCGAGUUUCUUCUCCAAGCCAAACCCAUCAGUCAUGGCAGAUCGUCAGGCAUCUUAUGGGAAUGAGGAUUCAGUUGGAAAACAAUUAGACAACAUAAAAAAAAACAGUAGAACAAUAAAAGGAUCCCUCACAAGAUACAUUAUAAACACAAAGACUCUAAUUGAUCAUGACAGACUGAAGAGAGAGAGAUUUGGAGAAGAAGACAAGAGCAAACCUCAUAAAACCAUAUUACUGGUUGGAGAAACAGGAACAGGGAAGUCGACUCUCAUCAAUGCCAUCAUCAACUACAUGCUGGGAGUUAAAUGGGAAAACAGAAUCUGGUGUGAGAUCAUAGAGACGAAAGAAAACCAAACUAAAUCGCAGACCAGUGCAGUGACUGUGUAUGAUGUGUUUGUUGAGGAGAGUCCGUUCUCUCUCACUGUCAUUGACACACCUGGAUAUGGAAGCACAGAAGGGAAAGAGGAUGACUUCCAUGUGACUGAAACACUGCAUGAGUUACUCAAAUCCGAAGAUGGAGUCAAGGAAAUUGAUUUAGUGUGUCUUGUGGUGUCGUCAAACACUGCUCGACUCACAGACAGACAGCUGUAUGUGUUUGAUUCCAUUCUCUCUUUAUUUGGAAUAGAUGUGGAGAGAAACAUUGUUCUGCUCAUCACGCACGCCCCAAAAAAGCCUAAAAAUGCCCUUGAAGCCAUCAAAGAAUCAAACAUCAGAUGUGCUAAAAGUGGUGAAGAGCCUGUGUACUUCAAGUUUGACAACUCUCACUGCGAGGACUUUAAUGAAGAUGAUGACAAAAAUGCAUGGGAUAAAAAUGAGGAAAAUAUGCAGAAUCUCUUCACUUUUCUGAAUGACAGUAAAACAGUUAGUUUAAAGAUGACCGAAAACGUGAUCACACUCCGCAAACAACUGACAGCAUCCAUCUUCAAUUUAAAGGAUAAAAUCAAACUGACAGACCUGAAAAAAAAAGAGCUUGAACAGACAAAAAAAGCUUUGGAGAAAUAUGAGGAUGAAAAGAAGGACAUGAAUAACUUUGAAUAUGAAGUUGAUGAGGCCUACAAAGAAAAGGUGAAAAUAGAAUCUAAACUGUGGCACAUACAAAGCAAGAAGGCCACUUGCUGCAAUGUAUGUAAGGAGAACUGUCAUUAUCCUGGAUGCUGGUGGGUCUCAGAUCUCAAAUGGUGCAGUGUCAUGUCAAACGGAAAAUGCCUAAGUUGUACUAGAAAGUGUGAUGUUAGUGUCCAUACUAAAGGGGACGAAAUCUAUGUGUCAAAGACUCGGAAGGUGAAGAAGACAUACAAAGAUCUGAUGAAGAAGUAUGAGGAAAAUGCUGGAGACAAAAUGAGUUUGAUGAGCAGCCUAGAGAAUGAAAUCAAAGAAAAUCAAUUGAACAAAGAAUUUCUGGUUAAAGAGUGUUACCAGAAUGUGGUCACUCUGGAGAUUACUGCUUUAAAGUCUGACUCUGCAUUUGUCAUUGAGCAUUUGGACUUCCUGAUUAAGAUAAUGAAGGAAAUAGGAAAAACCGAAGGAGUUCAGAAACUUGAAAAACUGAAGAAAAUGUAA